Molecule: messenger RNA, 1800 nt
Organism: Olea europaea var. sylvestris
Lineage: Eukaryota; Viridiplantae; Streptophyta; Magnoliopsida; Lamiales; Oleaceae
Product: probable indole-3-acetic acid-amido synthetase GH3.1
Exons: 4
Coding region: 1-1800 (599 amino acids)
Cellular component (GO): cytoplasm
Molecular function (GO): acid-amino acid ligase activity
Source: RefSeq, a predicted model, not a curated record
AUGGCCAGUGAUUCGUCUCUCUCAACGCCACUCGGUCAGGCGUUUUGUGAGAGAUUCGCAAAGGCUCUUCGAUUUAUUGAAGACAUAACUACAAAUGCAGAUGAGGUGCAAGGGAAGGUUUUGGGUAAAAUACUUGGCCAGAAUACUGGAACUGAGUAUCUACAGAGAUUUAAUCUUAAUGGUGCUACAGACAAGGAUUCGUUUAAGUACAAGGAUCCGGUUGUCACAUACGAGGAUCUUCUGUUGGAAAUCCAACGUAUUGCCAAUGGCGAUCUCUCCCCUAUCCUUUGCUCUCAUCCCAUUUCUGAAUUCCUCACUAGCUCAGGGACAUCGGCAGGUGAAAGAAAGCUCAUGCCUACAAUACCUGAACAAAUGAAACGCAGACAACUUUUGUUCUCCCUUCUCUUGCCAGUGAUGCAUCUUUAUGUGCCAGGACUAGAUAAAGGAAAAGCCCUCUACUUUUUAUUUGUGAAGGCAGAAACCGAGACUCCAGGUGGGCUACUUGCACGUCCAGUCCUUACCAGCUACUACAAAAGUGAACAAUUCAAGAAUAGGCCAUAUGAACCCUACAAUGUUUAUACAAGCCCUAACGAAGCAAUUCUUUGUUCUGAUUCCUACCAAAGCAUAUAUACACAAAUGCUAUGUGGCCUCCUCAUGAAAGGAGAGGUCCUCCGUAUUGGGGCGAUUUUCGCGUCUGCUCUACUCCGUGCCAUCCGAUUCCUCCGGGUCAAUUGGAAGCAACUUUCUGAUGACAUCUUGUCUGGAAGUUUAAACCCUAAAAUUACUGACCCUUCUCUUAUUGAAUGCAUGUCCAAAAUUCUCAAACCUAAUCCAGAACUUGCGCAAUUCAUCGUCAAAGAAUGUGAAGGAGAAAGUUGGGAGAGGAUAAUCACAAGAAUUUGGCCCAACACAAAGUACCUAGAGGUCAUUGUUACCGGAGCAAUGGCUCAAUACAUCCCAACCCUUGAUUAUUAUAGUGGUGGCCUGCCAAUUCGUCGUACAAUGUAUGCAUCGUCCGAGUGCUAUUUUGGAAUCAAUUUGAAGCCAAUGAGCAAGCCUUCCGAAGUCUCUUAUACCAUUUUGCCUAACAUGGGAUACUUUGAGUUCCUCCUACUUGACCCAAUCAACCCGGUGCAACUGUCCCGUGACUCACUGCCGUGCCUGGUGGACCUGGCGGACGUGGAGGUGGGCAAGGAGUACGAGCUCGUGGUCACCAAUUAUGCAGGGUUAUGCCGCUACAGAGUUGGUGACAUUCUCCGAGUCACCGGGUUCCACAACUCAGCACCCCAAUUCAAGUUUAUAAGGAGACAGAAUGUGUUACUAAGCAUUGAUUCUGACAAAACCGAUGAAUCUGAAUUGCAGAAGGCCAUUGACAGUGCUUCGAUGCUCCUUCAUGAAUUCAACACUAGCGUAGUCGAGUACACUAGCUGCGCGGAUACAAAAACAAUCCCUGGACAUUAUGUUAUAUACUGGGAAUUGCUUGUAAAAGACCAAGACAAAUCGCCUAGUCAUCAGGUUCUGGACAAAUGUUGUUUGGUUUUGGAAGAGUCAUUGAAUUCAGUUUACAAACAAGGACGAGUGGCAGACAAUUCAAUUGGACCCCUUGAAAUUAGGGUAGUGAGAAAUGGCACAUUCGAGGAUCUCAUGGACUUUGCAAUUUCAAGGUGUGCUUCCAUUAAUCAAUACAAGGUUCCAAGGUGCGUCAAUUCGACAUCGAUGCUGGAGCUACUCGACGGCCGGGUGGUCUCUGUCCACUUUAGCCUGACAGCACCGCAUUGGAUCCCUGAACGCCGCAGUUGA